Scomber japonicus (chub mackerel) is the source of this 1415-nucleotide messenger RNA. It is a transcript of the gene fam169b, whose product is annotated as family with sequence similarity 169 member B. Bases 55 to 1221 code for a protein of 388 amino acids. Lineage: Eukaryota; Metazoa; Chordata; Actinopteri; Scombriformes; Scombridae. The record is from RefSeq and is a predicted model, not a curated record. The transcript is spliced from 9 exons.
UCGACCAUACACAUUGCGACCGACGUCUUAAACUGUAUUGCCACAGGGAGGGCCAUGUACCCUGUAGACCUUCCAGCUGUGGAUGACUCUGACCUGACAUCAGCAGCUGAACAGUACUUGUCUUCUUUGGAGUCCAGGCGUCAUGAUGAUGAGUGGUUUCAGUCAUCACAGAACUCAAAGGUCGCAAUAACACCAAAUAACGUAAGAUGGUUGCGGGUGUUUGAAGAUGACCAGUCUGAAUUUUCAGUGUUGGCGCUUCACCCUCCUGAUCAUCUAACACAAGUGGUGGCUUUACACCUGCAUGGGAAAUGGUGGUGCGUGGACGAAGUUUUACGAACCUCCAGCAAAUCUAGGAGUGGCUUGGUGUCGGUGCAGACCAUUAUGGAGAGGGUGAUUGUGUUCCUGCUCAGUCAGGUAGUGGAGAGGCCUUUACAGGAAGAGUUGUUGUUCACCCUACACCCCCGCACAGAGAGUUGCAAAUUACUGUGGAGAGACGGCCAGGCUGUUGGCUUUUACACUAUCAAACAAAAAGGCAGUCUGUGUGACAGCUGGAGCAGUCAGUGCUACUUGCUGCCUGUUCUGGACACAGUGCUGGUGAGGAGGAGCUGGAGGAGGAGAGGCUUUGGCCUUCAGAUGCUUGAUGAUUUCUGCUCCUCCUUCUCCAGAGAGGAGGUGCUGGGGGUCAGCGCUCCACUAUCACCCAGCAUGGUGGCAGUGUGCAGGAGGUUCCUGCAGCUGCACGAGCAGCAUGGAGAGCGUCUGUACGAGGUUGAGGCUCCAGGGGGAUGGACUCAACGACGAAAUAUCUGGCUCAACAUCCAACUAGGCCGCUACUCCUCUGGUAUCAAUGAGGAGAGCAACCCAACUUUCCUGAAGAAUGAAGGAGACGACUCGUCUGAGAAGACUUCCAAACUGGACCUGGCCUCAUCGAAUACCUGUAAUGUGACCAUUCCACUGAUAAUAGGUUCUUCUGAGCAACAAAUUAAACCUUGUGAUCCAAGCCCAGGAGGAAGCUCCCAAAGCAGCAAGACCUCUGGAACAGGAUGUAGCCCUGCAGCCCACGCUCAUGAUCUGUACUCUGGACCUCCCACCAGACCACUGAAGUCUCUAAACACAAAACAAGCUCUGAAAUCCAAACCCUCUCUAUCUACAGACCCUCGCAGAGAGAAGCCAGAGGCAGAGGAAACCCACCGAGGUGCCAAACGAGUCAGAAGGACAUGAGUUAAACCUCUCAUACAGAGAUGCAGAAGUCUUGUGUAUGAAACCUGCUACAGAUUCUACAGAUCCAUGCUAUACCAACCUAAACUUUGUUGUAUUUUAUACUGUAUUUAUGGACUUUUUAGAAUGGUACAUGAAUAAAUUAAGAGUAUACUACUUUACCAGUACUACCACAAAACAUAAACUAUUAUGGUUAA